Molecule: messenger RNA, 2288 nt
Organism: Daucus carota subsp. sativus
Lineage: Eukaryota; Viridiplantae; Streptophyta; Magnoliopsida; Apiales; Apiaceae
Exons: 4
Coding region: 290-1921 (543 amino acids)
Source: RefSeq, a predicted model, not a curated record
GCACGUGUUGAUGAUGAACCCGUUUUCUAUUCGGACCCUCCUUCCUAAACAUAAAUACCAACCCGUUUCUCAUCGGCUCCAUAGUCGCGUAUCCAUCAAAAACUCUCUCAAUCAAACCAAGAUUCAUUCAAAUCAAUCGUAUUAAUCUUCAAUUCAUAUACACAGUCUUUCUAUUCGCUCAAUUCUCAAUCGAUCGAUCCCUCUUUUGUUUCUCGCCGUCAAUUUUAAGGGUUUGCGAGAGUGCUGUGGGGGUCUUUGAUUCGUUAAUUAGUUGAGGGUUUCGACCAAUAUGGGACUGAAACGGGCUUUUGAUGAGGAGGGUUUACAAGAAUUAUCCUUAAAACACCCAAAACAACUCGACUUUAAAGAGCAGGCAACUUCACCUCCAGAAAUUAAUACUUCUCUUGGAGCUUCUCAGAAAAUGACUUCACUUCCUGAAAUCAAUGUUUCUUAUGGAGCAUUACAGAAAACUAAUUUUUCAGGUGAUGCUGUUGGUGAACUUGGUGAUACUAUGUCUAAAGAUGGCAGUGGUAAUACUGCCUCAAAAUCUAAUGGCACACCUGUUUUAUAUGGGACCAGUGGUAAUAGGGAGGAGGAUAUAGGAUCCCGGACGCUGUCGUAUUCGCGUGUUUACCCGGAAUCAUUUGAAUUCACCUACCCAGGGAGAAGUCUCAGACAGUUUGAGGAUACAUACUCAUCUUUAUUAAAUUCUUCUCCCAUAAAAGAAGUUCCUAUAGGACCAGAUCAUCAAGCUGAUGUCCCAGUAUGGGACUUGACAGUUGAUUCCAUUGGUUUUACUGAUGCUAAUGUAAAUUACGCCGGAGGAUUUAAUAUCGGAUUGUGUGUAAUUCCUGUGCCCGACCUGGAGUUAUCAGAUGAUGUUGGCAAGGGUACAGAUAGCAGACUCGACUGCAACUGUUUGGAUGGUGGCUCUGUUAGAUGUGUGCAGCAGCAUGUCAAGGAGGCACGCGAGGAUUUAAAAAAAAAGAUUGGUCUCGAGAAAUUUGUUGGUUUGGGCUUUAAUGAGAUGGGAGAGGAGGUAGCAUCCAAGUGGACUGAAGAAGAAGAACAAUUGUUUCAUGAGGUUGUUUACUGUAAUCCCGUGUCGCAUGGGAGAAAUUUCUGGGUGCAUUUAUCAACAAUGUUUUCUUCUCGGAGUAAGGAGGAACUUGUUAGUUAUUAUUUCAACGUCUUUAUGCUUCGAAGGCGUGCUGCUCAAAACAGAUCGAGCUGGUUGGAGACUGAUAGUGACGAUGAUGAGUGGAACGGAAUCGGAGGACCUUUUGGGAUGACAGAAGAAGAUGAAAGAACAGCUGCUAUAUCUUUCAUCAAUCGAGAUGUGUGGGUUGACCACGGAGAUGAUUCCCAGCAUGAAUAUGACGAUGACGACAAUGACAGCAGCAGUGAUGACAGUGAUGGUAAUGAUAAUGGUGAUGAACAUGUCAUUGACGACAAUGAUAAUGGUGAAUUGCAAGUCGUUAAGGCGGAUGCUACUAAGAAUAUUAAGAGAGAAUCUCACUCGCGAAAGGAUGAAUAUUCUGAUGAUCACAGGUUUAACCAAAUGCCUCAUCAUUUGGCUAAAUCUCUUGGAAGCUUGAAGGAACUACUAGGUGUCGAAGAGAACUCAUGUACAUCCUUUGAGAUACAGCCCUGUGUGAAUAGCUCUCCUUAUCCUAUCUAUGAGAGGGGAGCUUUACAGGAGACCAAGGUCAAUGGUGUUUGUGAAAAAAUAUUAGAUGUAAGUGGUGAUGGGUGUACUGAUAAGUCUCGCUAUCAUUAUUCAUUGGACUCCUGUGACUCCAAGGUUUGGGAUGUAACAUAUCCAGUUAGUUACAUGGCUUCUGUUGAUCUGCUACCAACUUGCAAUAUGAUGGAAGAAAUUUUCGGACCAUGCAAUUGGAACAAGUCCAACAAUGGUUAGUGGCUUCCAUAAAUUCUUGCACAUGUAGAUGUGGAUACUCCUUGCCCUGCAUUUUCAUUACAGUGAUGGCUUAUAUCUGCUGUUGUGAGCUGUGAAUGUCUGUGAUGGUUUUCUUCAAGAAGAUAUGAAGUCUAUUUUCCCUGAAUUAUAUAUGAUCCUCUUCUGAAUUUGGUGGAUCUAUUAGGUGCAACACAACACUUCCGAUUAGAGUACAAAAGUAGUUAAGUUUCUCAUGUAAGAUCAGCAACUAUUGUCCUGCAACGUUUGUUUUCAUAUCCUUAUUCAAAAGAUGUAUUCUCCUUGUAAACAGAAUCAAUUUUGCAAGUAAAGGAAUUGUGGGGAAGAUGAGUCGAUUUUCCAUUUUGAA